Dioszegia hungarica is the source of this 966-nucleotide messenger RNA. Its product is annotated as ribosome biogenesis-related protein. Lineage: Eukaryota; Fungi; Basidiomycota; Tremellomycetes; Tremellales; Bulleribasidiaceae. Gene Ontology annotation, cellular component: preribosome, large subunit precursor; nucleolus; nucleus. Gene Ontology annotation, biological process: ribosomal large subunit export from nucleus; ribosome biogenesis; endonucleolytic cleavage in ITS1 to separate SSU-rRNA from 5.8S rRNA and LSU-rRNA from tricistronic rRNA transcript (SSU-rRNA, 5.8S rRNA, LSU-rRNA). The coding region runs from base 1 to 966 and encodes 321 amino acids. Gene Ontology annotation, molecular function: protein binding. The transcript is spliced from 4 exons. The record is from RefSeq and is a predicted model, not a curated record.
AUGGACGUAGCUCAAGACUUGGCCGAAUACGCAGCGAAGCACGCGAAUAACGUGCUCGAGCGAGAUGUUCCCAUCGAGGUGGAUGCGGGUCUGCUUGCCGCGUUCGAUAACACCCCAGUGGACGAGGCUGCCUAUGCCGACCUAAACCCCCACCUCCUCUCCCUCACCCUCACAUCAACCGCCUCCCUCCUCGCCUCGCUCUUCACCCUCCCGCGCGCCCACGCUCAGUCAUCCACCAGCACCGGCACCGGACCCACCGCGACCCUCCCGCCGCCCAAGACGUUGUUGCCGAGGGAGAAGGCGCUGCCCAAGCCCAAGCAGCCGACCAAGUGGGAGCGGUUUGCCAAGGAGAAGGGGAUCAGUCAUCGGACAAAAGACAAGAAGGAGUGGGAUGAGGAGAGGGGAGAGUGGGUGAGCAGGUGGGGGAUGGGGGGGAAGAAUAGGGAGGGGGAGGAGCAGUGGUUACAUGAGGUUAAGAAUAGGGAUGACGCCGACCUCGACCCCGCCUCGACCCUCCGCGCCGCGCGCAAAGCCCGGGUCACCAAGAACCUCAAACAACAAUCCGCCAACACCAACCGCGCCAUCAAUGCCAACGCGUCUACCGACCCCGCCAUCGAAAAAGCUCGAGCCGACAAGGUGUCAUCCCGCACCAAGCGGAAAUCAGAGAUUGACCGGACGCUCCUGAUUACGGGUACGGCGACGGCGAGUAUGGGGCGGUUUGAUAAGAAGCUUGAGGGGGAGCCGAAAGUAAAAGGUGUGAAGCGCAAGUUUGAGGCGAAUGAGCUGCCCAGUGGCGGAGGGGGCGCGAAAGAGGAGAGGGAGAGGCAGAUGGGGGUGCUGAAGCGGGUGGAGAGGGGUGAAGGGAAGAAGGUGAGGAAGGGGGGUGAGGGGCGAGAGGGGGAUGUGAAUGCCAGAAAGGCGGUUAGGUAUGAGGGGAAACAGCAGAGGGCGAGGCAGAAGAAGUAG